Messenger RNA from Cygnus olor (mute swan), 17978 nucleotides. It is a transcript of the gene FLRT2, whose product is annotated as fibronectin leucine rich transmembrane protein 2. The coding region runs from base 1682 to 3670 and encodes 662 amino acids. The record is from RefSeq and is a predicted model, not a curated record. Gene Ontology annotation, molecular function: protein binding. The transcript has 2 exons. NCBI's taxonomy places the organism in Eukaryota, Metazoa, Chordata, Aves, Anseriformes, Anatidae.
UUGGCAGCUAUGGAAAGGAAAGACCUUGGUGGUGAUCCUUAAAACAAUACCAUGCCGGAGCCCAGCUGUUCUGCCACUUUCUCCCCUUUCAACCUGCCGGACCCGGUGGGCUUUGGGUGAUCGACCGAGGAGGAGCCACCUCCGCGGGAGCAGGUAAAGGCUCGCUGAUUCUCUGUGGAUUGACAGGGUCUCGCUUUGACCAAAGUGUGCCCUGAAUACCUUUCUUUCCCUAAUUUGAAGUGUGGGCUGGAUGAGGGGCAGAGGCAGGGAGGGGGACAGGCGCAAUUCCGCCGAACCUCUCGGAGACUGUGGGGCAGAAGUUUUUCGUAUUUCCACUUUCCUCCGUGACCGGGGGGAACAGGGGGGUAGAAAUGCCUGUGGUCAACAAAGAUCUGCUUUACCUUACGUGUUAGCGACAGGUUGGUAAUACCGGGGACGCGGAGAAGGGACGGGUGGAGAGAGGAUGAAGAAGACUUAGAGGAAAUUUUCAGGAGAAAAUGCACCGGCUUUCCAUCAGCUUCAGGAAAGAGCUAUAAAUCAUGUGUAAAGAAGUGCUUUGAAAAGUAUGCAGAGCUUUAAUUAGAUACUAUAAAAAAAAAAAAAAAAAAAAAAAAAAGACAGGUCUUGAAAAAGUCAAAAAGGAACAACCUUGAAAAAGGUUGUUCAUUCAGCUUUGGACCCUACGGGGCUUCUGCUCCUUUCAUCCCUCGGGACCAGCUGGGAGCUGCAGGCAGAGAUUCGAAUUGAGAGCAGCCCCGGCUCUUUGACGGGAGCAGCAGAGGCUGGCCCCGCGGCUCUGCACCGCGCCAGACCCGCUCUCCCCGAGCAGCCCAGCCCCGCGGAGCUGCCGAGAGCCCGGGGGUCCAUCCCCAGGGGAGGCUAGAGCAGACCCCGGCCCCGAGGCAACAAUACCGCCGGGGGGGGAGAGGGGAGCGGGGUCUCCCCCUCAGCUCCUCGCCCCUCGCCGGGCUACCUGCACUCCCCCUUCCGAGCCCCCCCCAUCACGCCCCGCAUCCGCGUAGGUGAGGGCACGGAGGGGCUCGGCUCGGGGCUACGGACCGCGGGGGCUCCGCCAGACCCCCCCGCAGGGCCCGGGGCGGGUGCGGGGGCCGGCAACACCGCGCCCGGGGCUGCCCCGCGCCCGGGUUCCUCGGCAGGGCUCGUUGAGCUUUGGAGGCGUGAAUAAUUCAGCCCUCCCCAAGCGAAGGGCGAAGGAGGUGCGGAGACAAUGGCGAGUGAUUCAGCUCCCGAGGAAGGCCAGAUCCAGCAGAUAGCUGAUAUGAGAACUUUGCUGACUUCAGAAAGCUGAGUGUAACACCAACAGACUUCAGUCAAAGGAAAUAUUAUCCUUCCAAGCAACUCAUACACAGACAACUUCUGGUAGCUUUAAAUUAACUGGUUGCUCACCUGGAAAGAUACUGCUAUUUUUUCUUUCAGCACACAUGGAGGAAGUCAACAAACUUGGUAACCCUGGCUAAUAAGACUGUGGCUUUCUUAUUAAAAGUAGGAGGUAGGCCAACUGUAAAAGGAUUAUUUUAUACUUAGCCUGCAGGACUUUAUCUCUGCCUGAACACUGGACAUAAACCGGAGCCAAUUGUAAUGACCUGAGAUUUUGCUACCUGUGCUUUGUUAUUGUUAUCAGUUCUUUAACGCUUUGGUACUUUAUUUCUUUAAAUUAGAAAUGGGUUUCUGGACUAGAAUGUGGCCCACAGACUGGGCUGUUCUCAUAAAAUCAUGGUUUAUCUUUUCCCUGGGGCUCUACAUGCAGGUCUCUAAAACUGUGGCUUGUCCAAAAGUGUGCCGCUGUGACCGAAACUUUGUCUACUGUAAUGAGCGAAGCUUGACCUCAGUGCCUCUUGGGAUACCAGAGGGUGUAACCGUCCUCUACCUCCACAAUAACCAAAUUAAUAAUGCUGGAUUUCCUGCAGAGUUGCACAAUGUUCAGUCUGUGCACACGGUCUACCUGUAUGGCAACCAGUUGGAUGAAUUCCCCAUGAACCUGCCCAAGAAUGUCAGGGUUCUCCACCUGCAGGAAAACAACAUUCAGACCAUUUCUCGGGCUGCCCUUGCUCAGCUAUUGAAGCUGGAAGAACUGCACCUGGAUGACAACUCCAUCUCCACUGUUGGGGUUGAGGAUGGGGCAUUCCGAGAAGCCAUUAGCCUCAAGCUUCUGUUCUUGUCCAAGAAUCACUUAAGCAGUGUACCAGUAGGCCUUCCAGUGGACUUACAAGAACUUCGAGUAGAUGAAAACCGCAUUGCUGUCAUUUCAGACCUGGCCUUCCAGAAUCUUACAAGUUUGGAGCGUCUGAUUGUGGAUGGCAAUCUCCUUACUAAUAAAGGCAUAGCUGAAGGCACCUUCAGCCACCUCUCCAAGCUCAAGGAAUUCUCAAUAGUGCGGAAUUCACUGACCUACCCUCCUCCUGAUCUUCCAGGUACACAUCUGCUAAGGCUCUACUUGCAGGACAACCAGAUAACCCAUAUACCACUUACAGCCUUUUCAAAACUCCAUAAACUGGAACGUCUUGAUAUUUCCAACAAUCAGCUUCGGAUGUUGGUAAAGGGGGUAUUUGAUAAUCUCCACAACCUGAGACAACUCACUGUAAGGAAUAAUCCCUGGCUGUGUGACUGCAGUAUAAAGUGGGUCACUGAAUGGCUCAAAUUUAUUCCUUCUUCCGUCAAUGUACGGGGUUUUAUGUGCCAGCGACCAGAACAGGUCCGAGGUAUGGCAGUCAGGGAACUCAAUAUGAAUAUGUUGUCAUGCCCCACCACCACUCCUGGUCUGCCACUUAUCAUCACCCCAGUCCCAGCUACAGCCAAGCCAACUACAUUAGUUUCCCCCUCAUCCGUUCCUCCCCCAAGUAGCAGGUAUAAUCCCCUGACUCCCACCAUAGUCACACUCCCCACUGUGCCUGACAGGGAGGACAGAGAAAGGGUGACACCUCCUAUAUCUGAACGGAUUCAACUCUCUAUCCAUUUUGUGAAUGACACUUGCAUCCAGGUUAACUGGAUAUCUCUUUUUACCGUGAUGGCAUAUAAACUCACAUGGGUUAAAAUGGGCCAUAGUCUGGUAGGAGGAAUUGUUCAGGAGCGUAUAGUUAGUGGUGAGAAGCAACACUUGAGCUUGGUAAAUCUGGAGCCCAAAUCCACCUAUCGGAUUUGCUUGGUUCCACUGGAUGCUUAUAAUAAUUACCGAACAGGAGAAGACACUGUCUGUUCAGAAGCCACAACCAAGGCUUCCUUUUUGAACAAUGGCAGCAACAUCCCCUCCAGCCAUGAGCAGACAACUUCUCAGAACCUGAGCUCCCCAUUUCUGCUGGCAGGGUUGAUUGGGGGUGCAGUGAUACUUGUCCUCGUGGUCCUGCUCAGCAUUUUUUGCUGGCACAUGCACAAAAAGGGGCGUUACACCUCCCAGAAGUGGAAAUAUAACCGGGGCCGUCGGAAAGAUGACUACUGUGAGGCAGGGACCAAGAAGGACAACUCCAUCCUGGAGAUGACAGAAACCAGCUUCCAGAUCGUCUCCUUAAAUAACGAUCAGCUCCUUAAAGGAGAUUUCAGACUGCAGCCCAUAUAUACCCCAAAUGGGGGCAUUAACUACACAGACUGCCACAUCCCCAACAACAUGCGAUACUGCAACAGCAAUGUCUCAGACCUGGAGCACUGUCAUACGUGAUAGUGUGGGGAGAUGGGGGUGUCUAGGACAAAGAGAAAAAACUCUGGAAGAAGUAAUGCCCCCCCAACAACAAUGAAAAAAUUACAUUUGAUAAAUGUUACGCAGAUGCAUUUAUGCAUUUGAAUACUCUGUAAUUUAUACGGUGUACUAUAUAAUGGGAUUUAAAAAAGUGCUAUCUUUUCUAUUUCAAGUUAAUUGCAAAUGGUUUUGUAACUCUUUGCUUUUUAAAUCUUUAAAAAAUAUUGCUAAGUACUGUACAGGGUUGUACAAUAAGAACCCAAUGUCAUGGCAAAGGAAAGAUUGACUCAUUCUUCAACCAUUAACCACUUUGCUGUCGAAGCUGUCUGAAGGAUAAGUUCCUAGGUGUCCUGUAGUACAGGAAAAUAAGUGCAUAUUAAAACAGGGUCACUAGGAACGGCCAAAAGCAAUUCAGAUAAAAUGGGUACAACCCUUUUGACUCAAAUCCAGCAGUUGCUGUUCAACUUUAAACAAUUUAAAGUACUUCUGUUCCCUUUUGUCAAUUCUGUAUUUCCUACCUCCAACUCAAAGCUGGAGUUCUGACUGCUACCAAAACAGGCUACUUUUUGUAUGAUUGUUUUUCCCCAAUAUGCUUGGAAUAGGACAGGUAGACAGAACUCAGUGUCAAAUUCAAAGUGACCUUGAAUCCUAUUUGCAAAAGCUAUUCUGAAAAUGUCCCCCAGUAUCAUAUACGUUUAUGUUAGAAACUGUUCUUGCUUUUCAUUAUGAUUAAGAGGCUUUAGGCAUUCUUUGACCCGUCUCAGUGGGAGAUGAAGGUUAUCAGUACGUAACAGAUAGUUGUCAUUAGGUUGCACCUCUCUUUAAUAGAGCAGCAUUUGUUGACACAGCAUGUUCAGGUGAAACCUGAAAGAGAGAAAUUCUAAGCACUCCCAACUCUGCAGUAUUCAUGUAGAAUUUGCAGUCUAGAAGUGUAAAUUUUGAAAAUACGUUGCAAAAUAUAAUGCCAAUGGAAAGGUUGCCAUUGACUUUUAUGGUUCAAGCUCUGUUUGAUUCAGAGGUCUGAGUUAUGUUCGUUAUGAAGUAAGAAACAAACAAACAAACAAAUGCACAUACAAAAACAAAACAAAAAAAAUAAAUGAGAAAUAUAUAUAUUUUUAAUUUUUAUCUUUAUUUAUUACUGGAAAGGCCAUCAGGCCUAUUGUGAACUGAACUACAUUCAGCAGGGAAAAUCAUGUAUAAAUUAGUUUUUUUUGUUUGUUUGUUUGUUUUCUGUUCAAGUGAACAGAGAUGGACACUAACUAAGAAAUUUUUAGAACAUAAGUAUACUCUGUCGUGCCAAAUUACCCUUCUUUUAUGUUAAGCUUUUUGGAAGUUUUCCACAAUGAUAUGUGCUUUAAAAUCAGUAGGUGGGCUUAGAUUUUUAUUCCCUCAAAUUCUUUAGCUGGAAUCACUUCUAAGUGAUGCACUAUGUGAAACUCCAUGGUUAUAUUAAAACCAUGAUGCUGAUCUCAAAAUUGUACAAUCUUCCAGCAACUUCACUAAAUCUGUGACUGCCAAGAACUCUGAAUUUCUUGCCAGCUCAGUGGUGGAAUUAAAAUCUUUUUUCUCUUUUCCCCCACCAUUUUUUUUUUUAGCUUACUUUCUCCUGAACUUGGGGGCAGGGAAAAGUUCACAAAGAAAAAGGAAAAAAGAAAGUUUUUUUUUUUUUUUUUUUUUUUUUUUUUUUUUGAGGGAGUAGGGAACCAAAGAGAAAACUUUAUACAGUGACCAACUAGGGACGAGAAGUUGUUAGAAGUGGAUUGACAGUAAAAGCUGGAGCACUUUCACUGUGCAAUGCUUAGACUUUUUACUUUAUAAGGCUGCUUAUGUUGGGAGAGAGGGUUUUAAUCCUUUCCUUUGCUCAUUUCCUCAACUCAUUCUUGAAAUCCAGCAGUCUGUGAGUGUGCACUUUCUCAAAUUCAAAUUGUAUGAUAACACUCAUUUUCUGCAAAAACAGAAUGAAUCUAGUUAUGGUCGAUGGCAAAGUACAAUCACGAUAUAAAGAACUGCAUCCUCCCCCCAGCACCUUUUAGAAUCACAAUUUGAAAUUCCAGUCUAUAUUCUGUAUAUUUGUUAUUUUCUCCAGCUAUAACAGGUAUUGUAGGCAACCUGUGCGGCUACUGUAAUAGUAAACUCACUGAAAUUUUGCUGAAUAAAAGGCUGCCAUGAUUUCUAAUGGUGUAUUUCUAGGUAGAGAUGUCUAUGCAAAGUCUUUUAUCUGUGACCUAUCUGAUCUAGAUUAUGAUGGGGAGGUUGAUACUUUGUUUUGUUCAUUUAAUGUGUUUUAGCUGCCAAAGCCCACAAGACAAGCAGCAGAUAGUUGUGCUUCUGCACACUUCCAUUGCACGCUGGAUACAUAAAAGUUUUUUUGAGAUUAAGUAGAGGCAGAGAGUCCCAUUGGGUGUGGAUGUAGCAUUUAAUUUCACUGAAAUAACUAGCUAUAUAUUUGAUUUCAAAGGCAUCCUUUGAAUGUGUGCACAUACUAGCAUUUCAUAUUUCAAUGACUGAUGCUGGAGGAAUCUUAAUACUCCUUUGAACAUCUUCUGUUCUAGGCCUCAGGAUACCAUGGUUUUAAGAUGAGUUAGGCGCCUUAUUUGUAGCAAAUCUCUUAUUCAGGGAGUUCAGCUGUACUCUAAGUGAAAGAUCCACAAGCCCAAACUGAAGACAACAAAUGUGGUUAUUAUUCUAAUAGGGUAAAAACAGAAGGCAUUCACAAACUGUUUGGGUUAAUCUCAGAUGACAAAAUGUAUAUAUAUAUAUAUAUGUGUGUUUGGAGUAUUACUGACUUACCUAGAUAAAAAAAUCAAAAUGAUAUUAAAGACAGCAUAGUUUAUGCUUCUUUUUGGUAUGAAGAAAAAGAUAUAUUUUUAUGUGAUAUUGACAAAGUUUCUUUUCAAUAAGUACACUUCUGAAAAAAAAAAAAAAAGAAAAAAAAAGAAAGAAAAAAGUAAAAAGCCACUUAUACCAAAAUUCCUGGAUAGAGCUGGGAGUAUUAUUUAAACAAAUUCACAGCUGUAGUCAACCAAAAGGUCAUAUGUUGCAUUUGAAGAAUGUUUCUUCCAAUUCUAAUUGCUACCCAGCUGCAGAAGAUUUCAUAUAUUUCAACCUACAGCAGAGUUUGGGAUGUUUCGAAGUGUCAGUCACACAGACAACUGAAGCUUGAUUUCAAAACGCAUCUAGACAAAUACAUAAUGAGCAGUUUUCACCAGAUAAAUUUUUUUUUUUUGAAUAAAAAGAAAAGGUUAAAAAUGGACAGUGAUCUUUUGGUGAUAUAAAUUUUAAUAAUCGGUAGCUUUUUCCUUGUGCUUAUGAACAUGGGGUCAUCUUCACUUAGUACAAAUAUCUGACCACAAAUAACUGAAGAGAACUAUAGAGCAGUAGUCCUCAAUGAAUGCAUAUACAACUCAUUAGAAACCCCUAAACUCUAGGUCCUGGUUAGCAAGGGUUCAUUGAACCUGGGGACAAAUGAAUGGUUUACAUACAACAUCUCAUCUAUCAUCCAUUGUACGCUGCUAACAGCUGACAUAAAUGUUAAUAGCUGAUAAGAUUGCUGAGUGGAAUACAAUAAGAAUCUAAGUGAAAUUAUGUUAAACUGGUAUCACAACACUGCUUUGUCCAGUGCUGUGGUUCCUUCUGAAGACUUACUUAUUUACAACCUGGUCCUUGUUUUCACAGAUUCUGUCACUUCCUUGCAUGUAGCUUGUUAGCAGAAACAAACACCUAAUGGAUGCAUGGACUUUUGGAUUUUACUGGAGACACUGUUAUUGAAUUUAUUCAUAAGAAUAUUUAGGCAUAGAGUUACUUUUGAAUGAAAAUAUAUCAGCAAUUUUUUUCUGUAAGCCAAUAAAGAAAUACAAUGGAUGUGAUGAUAAAAGAAAAAUGCAAUAGCUUAUGCUAUUUGCUACUAGAGUAGAUCAACUAUAUUUUUCUCUCAAUCAUUUUCUCUUUUCAUGAGAGAAAAUUUCUCCCUCUAAGAAAAGUAUUGAUUUAAUUUUGCAAGCAAAAGUACUUGUGCAUAUUGUAUCGUUGUUAUGAUUUUAAGGGUCUACAUAAGGCACUUUAUUGAUGACAUUGAAAUGAAAGUUCAGGCUCAGCUUUUGACAGUGAAGUGGUUAACGCCCAUUAAAUUCUCCAUUUAUAGUACUUUUUCAAUUUAAAUUAUAACAUGGAAAUAUUAAAGCUUUUUUUUUCUUUCUUUCUUUUUCCUUUAAAGCAUGAGAAUAAUGGUUUUAGUCAUAAUUUAUCUUUCUAGCUCAGUGGAAAAACAAACAAAAACAACAACAACAAAAAAAGAAUGUGCCAAAACCAAAUGUUACUGGCUCUAAGCCUCAUCAAAUACUGCCUGAUGAUCUCUUCUAAACACAAAGAUAAUCCUAUGAAGCUGAUGAACACUCCUUCCCUGAACUCUGCUGAACAGGGCACUUUGUAUCCCAUAUGAUACUACAGGCAAUAUUGAAGCAUUUGGCAUUAAACUUUUGUACAGCAUAGAAUGUGUUGAUAUUUAAAAGGACACUGGCUAGUGGUCCAUCUGGAAAACUAGUCCAAAAAGGAUCUGGCUGGGGCUCUGUGGAAGUGUGCCUCAUGAGAGCUGAGUUCUGAUCCUCUCAGAAACACAAGCUACUAAAUAAUUUGUCAUGUCACUUGGUCCCAAAUAUCUGAAGAUCUUUCAUAAAAUUGAUUUUAACUGAGACAUGCACACUUGAUUCUGUUCUGUGUUUGGUAUAUUUUCUAUCUUUAACAUGGAAAAAUAGAUUAUUUGAAGUUUGCAUUAUCUGUUUUCUGCAAUCUGCCAUGUUGCACGCAUUGUUAACUUCGAAAUCUCACUAUACACUAUAUAUUAUCUUGUUGACAUAUUCAGUAAAGAGUUAUUUAAAAAAAUACAACAAUCCUACUGUAUUUAUAUGAACAAGUUAAUUAAAACAAGGAUGUGAACAUCUGAGAAGGAAAACAGAAAAAGGAAAAUAUCAACUUCUGUACUUUCAGUCCUGGAAAUAUUUUCAAAUAUUUUACUGUAUGUCCACCUUCUCUUCAGAUUCUAAAGGACAAAUAUUUUCAUCUUCUAUCUGUCAAAGAGUUAAACCAUUUGUUAAUUUAAUUGCUCAGAUUUAAUCUUAUGUUUAUAAGAUAUUUAUUUUGAUACGCAUAUAGGAAAGCACUGUAAAACAAGAACAGAUUGUAAUCCAGUGUUUGAAGAUAGUAGAUACACUUAAGCAACUACACACAUCUAUAACAAAUAUAUAUGUGGAAGCUGUGACCCAUUAUAUGCAUAGUCAUUCGAAAAAUGCAUUUGACGUUCAUCCUUGACAAUCUUAAACCCGCAUUUUGUCUAUUUAAACUUUCCUUGAAAUGAAAUGUGAUUUUUUUUUCCCAAUUCUCCCUUCAAAAUUGCUCUUGACUUUUCAGAAUGCACAACAUUAAGACAUAAGCCUUAAUAAAUUUUUGUAUAUCUUAUACCUAACAUGUAUGGUAAUAUAUACAGUAUGUAUGAAAAGAUGCUAUAGGUACUUGGGAAUGAAAAUUCUCCUUAAUCUAGUUACAUAUACAGGAACUAUUUUUUGGCAUUGACAGAACCUGAAAUAUUGAAUGUUACAAGCUGUGUCAUUUCAAAGUUUAGAACUGUAAUACUGCUGAGUGUCAAAAUUCCUCUGUAAAUUGUCCCAUUCUCUGUCUUAACCCUGAAUGCCAUUGAAAACUACAAUAGCUGCUGUGCAAUACAUCCACAUCUACACCACUCUCUCCUCCCCUUACUAUGCUUCCCUGAACUUGAUGUUCCCUUGGAGACAGAUUAAACCCUGGUACCUAAGUUAACUUCUUGUUUUACCAUGGGAAGGUGGAGAAUAGAUGUAAUAGAAAUAUAAACACUGUUGACUAUUUUGGUAUUCUGUCAAAAAAUAAUUGCAUCAUCAUUUUCAAGCAAUGGUUUUGUUUUGUUUGUCUCAAAAAAAAAACCUGACAAAUAGCCCUCAGUGAUUUAUCCUAGUAGAGACCAAUAUUUACAUUUAUUUAGUUGUAACCUUAGUUUUCUGUAGCUGUACACAUACAUGUGUUUGUAUUUAAGUUCCUGGGGCUUUCUACAGAGGGUUUAGCUACGAGGAACUCUCAAAUCAAGCAUGUGGAAGAGUAUUUUUCAACAGUUUUCAGUCAACGUUUUUCACUAUCUCAUUUUAAAUAGGAUGCUUCUAUAUAAGAAAAGUUAUGGCGCCAUAAGGAGAGACUAUGUUCAGUCAUUAAAGUAUGAAACAAAUAUUUUAAUUCUGUUUGAAGUACCAAUGUCAAAAAAGGCUCAAGUUAAGAACCACUAAAAAUUCUAUUACACAGGUAGAUGAUAUUUUAAAAAUAAUUUACAUUCUUAAAACAAAUUAGUACAGUGUUAUGGUGAGCUCCUUGCCCCACUAAUUUCAACUAUAAAUCAGAAUAUUUAUAGGAAUAUGUCAGAAGGAUUAUUGAAAAAAUCCAGUAUGCUAUAUUGUAUAAUGUCACACUGUACCCUCAUGUGAAAUACAUUUACCAAGCAAGACAGAAGGCCUAUGCAUCACAUUAUAAGCUUGCUAUCUCUUUUGAAAAGGUAGGGGUGGAAUGAAAUACAAAUACUUCAUAGAAAAUGAGACAGGAGAGAAAUAAGUACAGGACAACAUUGCCCAGUCCACAGCCACACAAAAUAUAGACUUCAAAAUCCCCAAAUAGGCCACUGAGCAUAGCAAGAAUGUUCUUUUACAUAUAGACAUAUUUUCUGUUUAAAACUCCAUGUGCUAGCUAACAUGCGUGACUACAAAAAUGCAUGUGUGAGUUUGUAUUAUAGUUACACUUUUGUGGGGGCAUCUCAUAUAGAAUAAGUACAAUCUUGUCUCUCUGAAAUUGGUCCAUUACUUACCUUAUUCAUACAUAGAAGUGACGAAGUCAAAAGUCAUGCUCAUUACACUAUUCUGUUUUUCUAAGCGUAGAAUGCCUUGAAGAAUGAAGACAUAUAAACUAUUAUGGAAAAUCCAACUCAUAUGAACUGUUGUGUUUACAACUUGAAUAUGCUCUGUGCAAAAGCAAGACAUCUCUGAAUAAUCAUCAAAGUGUUAAGGUGAACAUGACUAUUCUUGAAAAGCACAAUUGCCAGAAAGAUUUCAUUAAAAUGCUGUAUUUCUCAAGUGAAAUCAAUAUUUCAACUUCUAGAAACUUUGAACACGUGAUCUCACAGAUAAAUAAAAUUCUUUGUGAUGAGGACUGGAAAAAUGUACCUAAAGAAUGGAAUAACCUAAUUUUUAUACUUUGAAACAGACUAUUGAUGAAGGAAAAAGAAAUUUCGUCCAGUGAAGAUGAAAUAUAGUAGUAAUUAUGGACAGAAUACAGAGAUACUCCUCUUUAUUUUUAUAGCUAUAUGUUUGUAACAUAACUAUAUUUUUCCUUUUUUUUUUUAAUUUCCUUCGUAAUUUUCAGAUCAUUUAAGCCCACUUCUAAAACAUAUACAAUAUUCCAAAACAAUGAAAUUCCCAGAAAUACCUGUGAUACCUUUCAAUGAAUAGAAUUAAGAAAAUGCAAUAAAUUUAUUAUUUACAGGAAAUGCACAAUACUUUCUCAAAGCUUUAGAAGUGGUUACAAAAAAAAAAAAAAAAAAGAGAGGAGAAAAGGAUGACUGGCAAACUAGAAUAGCUUUCUGUUUCUAGUUAUUAUAAGUCUUUCCAAAUUUCUAACCCACUCACUUGAAUUUCAAACUUUGACUUGACCUGAAAGUCAAAUGAUUUAAAUGAGUCUUACAAGCCUGACCUCAUAUAUCUUCACAAACUGGUUUGUGUAUUCACUGUUCAGGAACCAGUAUGUAAUUCAUUGCUCUCUGACUUCCAAUGCAAAUGUUAGGAAUUUUUCCCCAUUAAAGAAACAUGUUAAGAAAAUUUGAGAGCUGUUGUUAAAUAAAGUACUGCAGUAUAUGUUAAUGUGAACAUAAUUUAUUCAAGCAGAGCAUUAGUAUGUCUUUGUAAGUAAGGACUGCAGAAGCAAUGCAUAAACAUUAACUCAGUGUUCUGUUUUGUUUUUUUUUUCAAAAAAUCCUUCCUCACCAGUACUAGAUACUACUACUAGCUGCUGAAAAGCAUGUAUGACUUUCCACACAUAUAUGACUUGAAAUAAAUGGAAAUCUGAGAAGGGGGAGAUAUUCCAAAUUAUUGUAGUUAUUCUAAUGUGCAGCUGAAUACUUCAAAACAAGAAACAAAAAAUGUAUUGAAGCUCUACUUAUUAAAGGUCUUACUAAGUAUUCAUUCUGCUUGUAAUGAGUCUAGGCAGAUUUUCACUUAUGCCUGCGUUGUAGGUCUUGAAGUCAUUCAUUUAUUUUUGCCUGAUUACAGGGAGUAGCAUCAGGUUGAUGGUGUUCUCAGAUCUAAUUGGCCAUGUUCAUGCAUGAGGUCUCUCAUGCACUGAUAUAAUUUGUCAUAUGUGAAAAGUUUGGGAGGUAGUCUACUUUCUCUGUGUGAUACCUACUCUCAAAACAAAUUUAUAGUUAACUAUAUUUCUAUACCUUUCUGUAUUGGUUUUGGGUUUCCUCCUUAUAAUUUAACAUUAAGAACAAACGGAAAAUGGAAUUGAGUUAUUAGAGCAAAUUUAAAAUUGUUUCUAUUAAUGUUAUAAUGGCCAGACUGUCCUUCUUUUUCACAGAAGACUUAAAAUGUAAGAAGACUGAAUUAAGAAAAAAAAAAUCUUCAAGGAUUUCAUUAUUUAUUUUAGGUUAAAUUCAUUAUUUUUCAACAUUUAAUUGCAGCAGUCACGUUCGAAAGUUUUGCUGGAAAGACUGGAUAAUCUUAGAUCUGUGGUUAUAAGAACUUCAUGUUUAUAGUUUAAGUUAUUACAGAUUAUUACCAGUAGCUGUACAAAGAGAAGGGGACAAAUAUUUGUUCUUCUUCACUCAGAUGCAACAGACUGACUUCUGUAGUGAUCAAGGAGGAGGUCAGCUACUUCACAGAGAUGUCUCAGAAAACUGUGUCCAGAACAGAAGAGAAAUAACUGGAGUCACGGCAUUUCUAUUUGAUGACUUAGGGAAGCUGGCAGAAUUAGAGUUGGAGCUUUUCAGGAGGGAAUAGAGGAAAGUGCAGGUCCUCUGCAGCACUGUGCAGGACUUCUGGUUUGUACAGGACCCCAUGAAGGUACGUACCUUCAUUACAUCUUCUUGGAGGUCUGCAACAAAAUGCCUAUCAAAUCAGGGAAGGAUCUGAGUUUUAUUUUAUUUUGUGGGCUCUUAAUUACCAUUUCCUGUAAGUUCUGGAGUUUCAGGUACAACACGACGUUCAAAGAAGAUAUGUAACAAGGCAAGCUUAAAAGGUCACAUCUGUGAUGACUAUCCUUUUAUCAGUGCAAAUAUUAGUAACUGCUUGACAAAUGAAAUUACAAGCCACAGCAGAUGUGCUCGGCAGGUUAGAAGUCAGACUGGACACUCCUGCUUUCAGUUUAGAUGUCUAUUACUACUCUCUACCAUUCCUUGUCCAAUCGUUUUUUUCUUAAUGUUUGAAACUAAGCAGUUAGUACUAUUGUUUAGUUGUCACAAUAUAAGGAAAAAAAAUUGAGCUAUAUUAGAGUUGCAAACACUAGUGAAAAUUAACCAGCAAAGCUAAGCUGCAGAAAUUCUGGAAGUACAGUGAACCAUUUGUCAUGAGGUAAUGAUCUUCUGCUGUGAUUUCAACUCUCUUCAUACCCAGACAAAAAUCCAGAGGUACCAAUCCUACAUUUCCCCUUGCAUUUACAUCAUUUCUACUAUGCCAUGUCAACAUUUUUCUAACAUGAUUGGCUUAGAGAACAGAUUUUUGCAUGUUGCCUCACAAGGUACUGUCUUUAAAAGUGUUUUUAUUUAAGAUUAAGACAAGACAAGAAAUGCUGUUUUCUUAACUGCCUGCAAUUUUGGGCUGCUGCAGAAGCAAUUUGCUCUGUAUCUUUCUACUGCACCAUUUGUCUCUCACCAUUUUUGCACAUAUGUUAAGGCAUGCACACACACACACACACACAAGAACAUUGUAUUUAUGACUAUUAUAUAUAUAUUUAGAUACUCAGACAUACACAUAAUAUGUACAGACAUAUGCUAUGCCUGGGUGUAUAAAUAUGGAUUUGUUCAGCCCUAUACCGAUCUUUUGCUCUAGAUUUAUGCAUCAUUUCUGUUCCACUUACACUCCACAGAGAGAGAAAAGAUAUAGAAUAUUUUUUUAUUUUUAUUUUUUAAGAACUGUGUUGUCAGUAUUGGUGAGAGCAUCUUUUCAAUAAUGUAUGUUCUUUGACAGCCUCUGUGCUAGAAUACAAAGAUUAACAUAACUCCUGGAAGUGGACACAAUGCAGUGAAAUAUAAUUCCAAGUGCACAAAGCACAACUGAGGAGUCAUUUUAUAGCAGGACUGAGUGGUUGCUGAACUACAGACAGAGGAGAAUGUGGGAAAAGUCAGUAUAUAACAAAAACUCAGUAUGAAUAAGCAGGGAAAAAUCAGGUGUUUCGAUAUCCUUUGAUAUCCUAUCUUCACCUUAUGCUUCAUGAAGAACUUUUUUAUAUAUCAGAUUGUUGUGGGAUGUCCAAAAUGAGGGCCUCCCUCAUACCUGAGGGUAUACAUUUGCAUCUAACAACACAGAUGAUCAGUGUUCUCCAUCGCCCACCUUUUAUUGUCAUUUGUCCUCCUCAAUUCCUUACUCUAACUGUUCAAAAAGAUCUUGCUGAAAUGAGCCACAUUGCAAGUGUGCCAUUACAAGAAGACUUAGAAAUUUGCAAGUGUUUGCAAUUUUGGAUGUUCUCUAUUUUCAGCAAAUAUGCAAGGAAUGUCACACGUGGCAACAGCCUUGACACCCUUUGCUUUGCUCCAUGAUAUUCCCCUUGCAUAUGGCUGCUGAAAUGAAUUAUGGAAACCCCACACUUUACUUCUGUUGUUCAUAUGCAGCUUAGGUAUCCUGACCCCAUAAUUAAAACAAACAAUAAUGUUAAAUUCAAGGACUGGGAGCAGGAGCUACUGGCCUAGGGUCAAUUACUGUAUGCCUAGCCAUGUGGUAGCUAGCCUACAAGCCAAACUCUGUAUGCUCCGUAACUAGCUCCAAUUACCUAUACUACUGCUUUCUGAGCCAACCCUGAUGGAAAAACAAGAUCACUCCUCUUGUACCUACAAGCAUAUCUACCCUUUCUUUCCUGAGGUCAUAAAUUGGAAUAAAGAUAUUAUCUCUCCCAAGGUGAGGAGGAAAGGAUGGGGGACAGAGGUUCUACUUUUUUCUACCCUCCCCCUCACCCCCCCAAAAAAAAAAAAAAAAAAAAAGGCAAGUCAUCCACGGAAUACCUUAAGAACAGACUCCUUCACUGACUUUCUUUGUGCUAAACAGGCUCUUGUAGUUGUGACGCUUCCCUACCCCCCCAAGCUACCCUCCUUCUGCCAAAUAUGUUAACUUUGCAGUUAAAAUGACUCUUGUUCAUGCUUAUAUUGCAGUUCUGAAGGUUCAGAGAUUCUGCUCUGUACCAUGCAUGAAGAAAUGUUACAAAACAAAGUAGCUGCUUUUCCUGUAAAAGAUUUGUGAAAUAGUAACUUGCUUCUCCCCAAAAGUCCCUAUGCAUUCUUACAAGCAACAACAAAUAUGGUACAAAUUAAACUUUUGUAGAAGUGGUUGAAAUCAGAUACUUAAAGCAAACAAUUCCAGGCUAUGGGAUAGCCUCCCUGUACAGGUACGUGUUACUUUAAUUCUUAGUUGUUUAUUUGCGUACUGUGUUUUUUGCAGGACUCCUGCCUUAUUCGUUGCUCGAGAUUUCAUGCAAAUCUGCAAACCUGAUAUACCCCUCCUUUAAAUACCUGCCAGUGCAAUUUAAAAUAUUUUUUAUUAUGGGUUUUCAGGGUUUGUUUUAACCCAUAAUAUUGCAUGCAUAUUACUAAAUCUUUCUCUUAUAUUCAGAAAUAGAAAUGUAUAUAUAAAUUGCACAUUAUCUUAGAAUUUGCUGGUAAAUGUCAUUGUUUUUCAGCUAGAGUUCAUCCCUGCUAGUAAAUGAAAUUAUAUGAGUAACAAAUUUCCACCUAGUUUCUAAAGUUUCUGUAAUAGGCUACUCCAAACUUCAGAGCUAAAGCAAUAUUUGUGGAAAAAAAAAAAAAAAAAAAAAAAAAAAAGGAUUUGGAAGACAGAAACUGUUUGUUCAAAACGCAUUUAAAAUAAGUAUGGGUCCAAACAUAAAAAAUCUGUUCAAAUAUGGGAUAUUUAGAUGUAAUUGUAGUAAAUAUGCAAAAGAUCUGUAUCUGAGCAACAUUUUCUAUCUGUGGGAUUUAAUUAGAGUAGCUGAUUAUUUUAAAGGCCUGUAUUAAUAGACCACUGGUAAUUUUCUGUCUGGAUUGAGAAGAAUGAAUAUUUGAUAGGUACAUUUUUUUCCAGCUAUAUAUCUAUAUAUUUUCUAAAUUAGAAUUACUCUUUUUUUUUUUUUUCCUCCCAGUGAUACCAAUGUCUGCUAAGUCGCAGCAAAUUAUAUUCAUUAUUCAGAGAUAAAGUUCUGCAAGCCUCAAUAGUUUAGCAAACAGAGUUUGAUCAGGAGACAAUAUUUAUCAGUGUUUUAAAGGCUGAUCUUAAUUUAAAAUUGUAAAGUUAUUGUUGAAUUGUUACAUUGAUUGUAAAAGGUGAUAGGUACUCAUGUGGAUGUAGCUUUUGACGGCUGUUGAAGAAUGCGAUUGAAAUAACCAUAAAAAAUAGAAAAGUUAUGAGUAAAGCACAAACAUCAUUAUUACCCUGUUGGGUACAGAGUAUUAUAUGCCUGAAAUAACAAGAACUUCCUUAUGUUAGAAUUUACUGCUUGCUCUAAAAUGCAGCUGUAUUUUCUAAUGAACAUUAUGAUCUUCACAAUUUUCUUCGGAGAAUAUUUCCCAUAAUUGUUUAAAACUUGUGUUUCAGAAACCAUCCACUUUAGAAAGGUUUAUUAGUCAUGUUAAAUUCCAGUCCUUUAGUUUAUUAGCUGCUCCCAGACCUGACAGUUCUUUGGUUAUUCUCUCUUGGAUUUGCUCACGUUUUUUCCUUUUGUUUUUCCUGCUUGAUUGGAGCAGAUCGUGGGGAGUAUAUGUUGUAUUUUUCCAUUUUCAGGUUCUUCUCAGGGCAAGAGGGAGAGAGAAAAAAUAUGACAGGUCCUUUCAUUUCUCUGCUGAUGACUCCAGAGCAGUUUGCAGGCAGCCCCAUGUGCACACCUGAGCAGUAAAGCAGGUGCCGUGAAAGGGGGGGAUUACAACAGCAUAAUGGACCAUCACCAUGCCUUUCAGUGUCACACUACUUUCCACGUCUCCAACUUCCAAUCUGACAUGUAUCAGCAAAAGGAUCAGUGUUGAUAAACACAACUCUAGAGUGUUUAUGAGCCCUUUGGGCAACAUGAACAACACAGAGGAGUUUUAAACCUGGUUUAUGAAUUUAGCUCCAUAUUCUUUGGUUCCUGUUCACUACCUACAUGCACUCUAUAUUUCAAAACAUUCUAGGACUAUAAAUUAAACUGACAAAAGUCAAAGCUUUUGGAACUUACAAAGGAAUCAGAGUUAAAGUCUUCAGCUUUUACAUAUUAUAUAAUAGUUUAUAUUUAUAUUUUAAUAGGAAAUCCAUAUCCAUUAAGAGUACUUGAGUUUAAUAAAGAUAUUAGCAAAACGUGGAUUGCACAGGAGUUUAAAAGGGCUGGAAUGAUCUGUGGAUCACAUUACUGACUUCUUGAGAGAGAAUUAUUCUAGCAGAGUCAACAAGCUCUGGACUGAAUCCUGAAUGCAGAAACAUAUCUUUAGCCAACAACAUAUUAACUCCACUGUCAAAUUAGAAUAAUUUAUGUGCAAAGUCAUCGAGGUCAGUUACGUUUUUUUUUUUUUUUUUUUUUUUUCCUGUAAAUUCAUCUAUAAAAUUCUAACCUUCAGUGUCAUCUAGUGCAAAGAAAAUAGAAAGUUGGACAUGAAAAUGCUAGUGGUCCUAAGUCUUCAUGUAGACUGAUUGUGCUUAUAAGGGACUAAGGUCCUUUACUGGCCUACUUGGGAUAACCAAUAUGUAAAAGCUGGGCAUUUAUAUUAUUUUACCUUAUACAGCUGUAUGACCUCUACUGAAAAGCAGUAGCUUCACCUAUCUCAGCAGGAGAUAACAGCCUGGCUCACCAUUUUAGCAAAAUAUUUCUUUAACCUUAAUGUAUCUACUCCACAGGAUCUUAGUAAAGAUAUACAAACUACAGUGGAAAUAUAUCAUCACAGUCUUUUCUUAAAAUCAUUGUGCAUAGAAAGGAAACAACAGUUAUAUGUAAAGCCAAGAGGUCAUUAUUAGUACAAUUAAAACAUUAACAGUCUAACUAAAGAGUUAGUUGGCAUCUAACUAAAACA